AUGUCCCAAUCACAAGGAAUGUCCCUUUCAACCCCUUUCGACACAGGUUCUUUAUACAGACCACAAACAAACGACACAGCCAUGGACUCCUCCGCGAACUCCAUCUACUCUGAAAAAGCCGCCCUCCUGUAUCCCUCCGAGGACGGCUCGCACCCAGGGUUCGCCCCGGAACAAACUCUUUCUCGCGGUCUGCAAGUCCCCUCCAAAACCUACCGUCUCACAUCUGGUUUCGAAUACCCCACUGUACUAUCAAAAUACAACGUGUCUCAAGAAGACUGGACGCAAUUCACACGCGAAAUCACAGAGAGCGCAAAAAUGUCGUCGCAACAAUGGAGGACCGUGAUAGGCCUGGGCAUUGGCACCAUGGCUAUCGGCGGUAUAAUGGUUGGAUUCUUCGGUGCCAUACCAGCUAUGAUGGUAGCGAAACGGAAACGCGCGAACAAUGAGAGUCGGAACUUGGCUGCCGCAAUGGGUGUAUCGCCGUCAUUAUCAUCAUCAGCAAAAGGAACAGAAGAGCGAGAUGGUGAAGAUGAACGUGAAUCUUCGCUUGCUUUUCAGAUCAAUCAGUGGAACGAGACUUUCUUCAAACCUCGCGGCUUGCUUAUUCGCAUCGACAUGCCGUAUGAUGAUGCGGCGUUGGAGGAUAAACUAGAUGUCAGCGUCAAUAGUUCGCCGAACUCAUCCCGGAAGGGUUCCGUGUCGUCGAUAGAAAAGGAAGACCGUGAGAAGGCCAGGUGGAAGGCUCGCGAGCGAUGCCGAAUUGUUAUCAUUCCAACGAAUCGGGACACUGAUACUUUGAGCCAGGCGACAACUUUGGCGUCAGAAAGCCCAUAUAUCCCCGCUGUUUACGAAUGA
Molecule: messenger RNA, 855 nt
Organism: Talaromyces atroroseus
Lineage: Eukaryota; Fungi; Ascomycota; Eurotiomycetes; Eurotiales; Trichocomaceae
Exons: 1
Coding region: 1-855 (284 amino acids)
Source: RefSeq, a predicted model, not a curated record